GGGAGGGGAAACUCCCAUCUCCUCGAAUCUACUUCAAUCACCCCAGGCUUCGCGAACAGUGUCCUAAAUAGAUUCUCCCUUCCCUUCUCGCCAAAAUGGUCAAAGUCCUUCUCACAGGUGGUAGUGGUUUCAUCGCCGCCCACAUUAUUGAUAUCCUUUUGGAGCAUGGUUUCGACACCGUAGUGACCGUCCGAUCUGAAGAGAAGGGCAAGCGUAUCCUCGACGCUCACCCGAAUACCCCCAAAGAGAAGCUUUCUUUUUUCAUUGUCGCGGACGUUGCUCAAGACGGCGCAUUCGACGAGGCUGUGAAAUCGGACCCUCCUUUUGAUUAUGUGCUUCAUACCGCAUCGCCUUUCCACUUCAACGUCCAAGAUCCCGUGAAGGAUUUCCUUGAUCCUGCAAUCAAGGGCACCACCGGCAUCUUGAAGUCCAUCAAGGCCUAUGCUCCUUCCGUAAAGCGCGUGGUCGUUACAUCAUCCUUCGCUGCGAUUGUAAACUUCAGUGGAAAUCACCCUAAGGUCUACGACGAGACGGUGUGGAACCCGAUUACCUGGGAGCAGGCUUUGGACCAUUCUCGAGUAUACAGAGGUAGUAAGACUUUUGCCGAAAAGGCUGCUUGGGAGUUUGUGGAGAAAGAGAAGCCAAACUUCGAUAUCGCUACGAUCAACCCGCCCCUGGUACUAGGCCCUGUUGUUCACUAUCUGAACUCGCUCGAGGCCAUCAACACUUCAAACCAGCGGAUCUUGGACAUGAUUCGUGGGAAGUACAAGGAACACUUCCCUUCGCCAGAUGUGUUCUUCUGGGUCGAUGUUCGUGAUGUUGCACUGGCACAUGUCAAGGCCAUUGAAGUCUCCGAAGCCGGCGGCAAGAGAUUCUUUAUCCUUGAGGGCUUUUUCUCUAAUAAGAAGAUCGCCGAUAUCAUCCGCGAGGCCCACCCCGAGCUGGAAUCUAAACUACCACCGAAGGAUGCCAAGGAUGAUAUACUGGAGGGUACCGUUGGGUUCAAUAACAGUAGAUCGAAGGAGAUUCUUGGUAUCAAGUACAGAUCAUUGAAAGAAUCCGUCUCUGAUACUGCUAACUCUUUGCUGGAGCUGGGCGCAGGGCGUGGAUAGUGCUAUCCAGCUGCGUUGAAGAUAUAACCGACCCCGAAGGUUACCAAUGCCUUUGCAAUGCUGGGUUACAGGUGAGCAUUAAGAAGUGUGAAUUCCAUAUUAUACAUACAAAGUAUCUUAGCUUUAUCCUGACUACAGAAGGCAUAGAGGUUGACCUAGAGAAAACAGCAGUGAUCUAGGGUUAGAAGACCCUCAGCACAGUACAGGAGGUCUAGUCAUUUCUAAGAUUCUGUAAUUUCUGUAGGAAGUUCAUAAAAGACUAUAGCCAGAUAUCUAAACCCCUUCACAGGCUCACCAAAAGGGAUGUCCCCUUUGAUUGGGAUGAGAAUUGUGAAAAUGCCUUCAAGGAUCUAAAAGAACAGCUUUUGAACGCC
This is a messenger RNA of Monascus purpureus, 1486 nucleotides long. The record is from the annotation of a GenBank genome assembly. Lineage: Eukaryota; Fungi; Ascomycota; Eurotiomycetes; Eurotiales; Aspergillaceae.